Peronospora matthiolae is the source of this 1182-nucleotide messenger RNA. The record is from the annotation of a GenBank genome assembly. NCBI's taxonomy places the organism in Eukaryota, Oomycota, Peronosporomycetes, Peronosporales, Peronosporaceae.
AUGACCAGCGGGACACGCUGGAGACCUUCGUCUACGACUCCCGCAGCCGACGAUGAGAGCCACAGCGCCUCGUCUCCAAUCUCUGACGUGUUUACGGACAUGCUGAACGUGAACGAAGACCUGAUCGUGGCGACAGCGGAAUGCCAAGCGGACGGAGACGUCGGAGGGCUAUUAGCUUACCAUCGCAUUCUGCAUCGCGAUCUCAUGGAAAUGGCCGAGUUUAUUGACUCCAUGUACGGGGUCUACAGCAACGUCAGCACCAGUAGCUGUGCUGUCAGUGAGAGCACGAAGAAGAGCGACGAGCCGGAGUUUAACGUGGUCGACUUGACGAUUGACGAUGUCGAGGACAAGGCAACACCUGCUCUUGCUGCAGGAAAGUCUCGUGGUUCUAUUGAGGAGAAAGGAGCGAAGAGAGAGCAAUUGCAGCGUGGUGCGUUGCUUGCAGCUAUUGAGGCUGGAGAGAAGGAGCGCGAGACGCUGCGCUCGAAAGAGCAGUGGAUCAAGUCGCGACACCAAGUCCUUGAAGAGGAAAGUGUCAGUGCAAUCAUGAACGAAAACGCCAUUGGCAUGCUGGAGGUCGCUAACGUGCAGUCGGGAGGGAGCGAGGUGCAACAAGGGGGUGGAGGGCUGGCACUAGUGAAUCAGUUGCGGGCCCAUCAACAGGUUACUGCGUUCCUGCAAGCUGCUAACGAGACGGCUGGAGCAGGUCCCUCGACGCCAAUGCACAUGCUACUUGCUCAGAAGUUAGCUAUGCCUACAGGCCCUCCACAUUUGGCAGUUCCUGCGCAGAGUUUAUCCGUGGCGACCCCUGCUGCUGUUGAAAAGCAAAUCAAGCCGAGCGUGGGAGGAACCGGUAUCCCCAAGCUCCCGCUGCCACCCGCACAUUCCGUGGUCAACAAGCUCUAUCCUUUUUCCGACACCAUGCCACUGUUGUUUUAUCCGCAACCUCCUGCGGUGUAUAUGCCAAUGUCGCCGUGGCAGUCACAGCUGCAUUUAGCUUUACCAGCUCGAACUGCGGUACUCACUCGGCCUCCAGCUAAAAAGCCCGAGUUCAAACGAAUGUGUGAAUCGUGCCGCAAGCGGCAUUUCAGUGUUCGGCAGUGCCGUCUUGUGCUUCAGCAUACGGAUCCCGAGUGGCAGCCUGCAAAACCGCCAGUAGACCGUCGACGAAGACGGAAGUAA